GCGCCGCUGCCCCUCGGCGGGACCCGCUGCCCCUCGGGCUGCCCCUCGGCCGCACCCGCUGCCCCUCGGCGGGACUCGCUGCCCCUCGGCCGGACCCGCUGCCCCUCGGCGCGCACCCUGGGGCCCGGCGCCGGAGCCGGGAUGCGCUGCCGCUGCUCUGCGGCCUCAGCAUGGAAGCCAAGCGGGUGGAGAUUCCCGGCAGCGUGCUGGACGAUCUCUGCAGCCGAUUUAUUUUGCAUAUUCCCAGCGAGGAGAGAGACAAUGCCAUCCGAGUGUGCUUCCAGAUCGAGCUUGCCCACUGGUUCUACCUGGACUUCUAUAUGCAGAACACACCAGGACUGCCUCCGUGUGGGAUAAGGGACUUCGCCAAGGCCGUCUUCAGUCACUGUCCGUUCCUGCUGCCCCAAGGCGAAGACGUGGAGGAAGUCCUGGAUGAGUGGAAGGAGUACAAGAUGGGGGUGCCGACGUACGGUGCCAUCAUUCUGGAUGAGACACUUGAAAAUGUCCUUCUGGUCCAGGGCUACCUGGCGAAAUCAGGCUGGGGGUUUCCAAAAGGGAAGGUCAACAAAGAGGAGGCCCCUCACGACUGCGCGGCCCGGGAGGUAUUUGAAGAAACUGGCUUUGAUAUCAAGGACUAUAUUUGUAAGGAUGAUUAUAUUGAACUUCGAAUCAAUGACCAGCUUGCUCGUUUGUACAUCAUUCCAGGAAUUCCUAAAGACACAAAAUUUAACCCUAAAACGAGAAGGGAAAUUCGGAACAUUGAGUGGUUCUCUAUUGAGAAGUUGCCCUGUCACAGAAAUGAUAUGACACCAAAGUCCAAACUUGGCUUGGCUCCUAACAAAUUUUUCAUGGCGAUUCCCUUUAUCAGGCCGUUAAGGGACUGGCUUGCUCGACGAUUUGGAGAUUCUUCGGACAGUGACAAUGGGUUCUCUUCGGCUGGUAACACGCCAGCCAAACCCACUGUGGAAAAAUUGAGUCGGACCAGGUUGCGCCCCAGCCACCAGCUGUUUCCCGAGGGUGUGCCCGGAGACCAGUGGGUGAGGCCCCGGCAGCCGCCGCCGCAGAGGCCGCUCAGUGGUCAGCCCGAGCUGUCGGACCUCCUGAAAGCCAAGAAUCCAAAUACGAGGGGAAAUGGCAGAAAACAGUACCAGGACUCGCCUAAUCCCAAGAGAAGGACAAAUGGGACCCAUAGCCAGCUGGCCAAGCAGCAGAACCCCCUGCCGAAAUGUGAAAAGAAACUUCAUCCACGGAAACUUCAGGAUAACUUUGAAGCAGAUGCUGCUGUGUACGACCCGCCCUGCUCCGGCGAAGACCCACCGCUCGAGCACCCUGGGGCUCAGGCCGCAGCCUGCAAUGGACACUGCGCGUUCCCCUUCUCCUCCAGAGCCUUCCUGAGCUUCAAGUUUGACCAUAAUGCCAUCAUGAGGAUCCUGGACCCCUGACAGCCAGCAGGGUCCACCGGAUCUGAGACCACACAUCAGAGUGGGGGUGUCAGGCCUCGCCUUUCUCAGGUGUUCUCCAGAAGUGCGGGGGCACAGUGUGGUCGCCGUGUGCCCCGCACUGACUUUCAUAACCAGUGUUUGCAGCAAGCUUAGUUCCUCUCUGGGAGGAAGCUGUUUCUGUGUAGUUGGGUUUUACUCUGUAUUCUGGUCAAGAAAAUAAGAUUUGAGACAUCCCCGAGCAGCCAGAUGACUGGGCGGCACCCUCUGCCCAUUGGAGUGCUUGCAAUGAUGGUUUGCUUUUAUUGAAAAGUGUUCUUAUACUGAGAUUUUUAAAGGAAAGAAUACCUGGUUGUGAAAUGAACACGGGCGCCGACAUGUCACAGGCAUCAGGCCACGGGUCCUGCGUGGAGGUGGCUGGUUCUCCCCCACGUGGCACAGAGCCGCUCUCCGCCAGGGCUCCCCAGUGCUCCUGCGUCGGCGUCUCCAGACGGUUUAUUUGGAAUGGGGUCUGCGGCCUGAAGUGCCUGAGCGCAGCCAGGGCGGGGGUGCCGUGUGCAGGCGGGCCUGUAGCGUGGAGGGCACACAGCCUGGUCACAGUGCUUGCUUUGGACCUGCCUUUCCCUGGUGCCUCCCAUGCUGUCAUUCCUACAGGGGAAUGCCUGUAGGAAUGUCCCCAGAACGGGAAUGCCUCCCUCUGGUUGUGUUCCUCUGUGCUGAUCUCUGGACGCUGGCGUUGUGGUGGGCUCCAGCCCAACACGGCUGCAGAGUCUGCUGAAGCCCUGGGUGCUGGAGCUGAAGGGGCCCCCGGGGGAGGCAGGGGACAGGCUGGGUGGCCACUGAUACGUCCUGGGAAUGCAUUUUGCGCCUUGAGCCUUCUGAGGUACCAGGUAAGGUGACAGUGCCCGUCUGAGGAGGGGCCCCAGGCUUCAGGGGCCGCAGCGUUUCGGCUGCAGCCAGCUUCCCAGGAGAGUGGGGCUGUGCAUGUCUCUGCCUCCUUCUUGUGGGCAAAGUGCUGUCCACAGAAUCUGUGCGUGUGCAGAUGGCCUCCAGGGCCUCUGUGCGGGGCGCUGCCAUCAGGAGUCACCUGGAGUGUGUGCUUGGUGCCGAGUCACGGCGCAUUUAUAGCUGGCCUACCCAUAAUCCCGCUCUGUGUGUGUGACUGCCCUUUAGUGCAUGCUGCGGCGCUGGGGGCAUUCACUGUUUUUCCCAGAAAUGUGGCUGCUUUGCUUGGGUCUUCCUGAGCCAUACUGACCGUGGGUCCCAGCAUUCCAGAUCCCUGUUGAGUUGUCAAGGCAGUGCUGCCUGCUGGGUGAGUCCUCCCUCGUGCUUAGUGUGUGCGUGCUAGGCGAUGCGCUGGGCAGUCUUGCGGCCUGUGGGGUGGGUUUCCCAGCUCUUCAUCUGAAUGCAGAGCUUGGCGUUCGCACAGGCGUGGCCCUGGCGAGGAGCUGUCCGCAGCCGAGGGAGGCUGCGGGGCCAGUGGGCGGCCGGGCAUCGUUUGUGUGUUGGGUUCACUCCUUACGUGUUCUUUGGUUCCAAGUUACGGUGCACUGUGAAUCUUAUUUUGUUAUUUUUUUUUUUGAACCUCUGUAGGUGCUUUUAAGUGUAAUGUUAAUUAUUUACAAAAUGUUAAUGAAUUGUUGUUACACUUAACUGUUGUCAUCCAGAAGAUAAGGGUACAGUUACAUGCAUCCAGCAGUCCUUGUUCAGGAAUAGCAAGUGACUGGCGUCAGCCUCCUGGGAUGCCAGCUGCUGCCCGCACCUCCGUCAGGGCGAGACUGAAUUAGGGGGAAAUUGGGGUGGGCUUUUCUAUUAAUAUAGAGGCUAAAAUUUCCCAGUGUUGUCAGAAAUUGUGCUUGUUUGCUAUUUUGAGCUUUAGAUGUCCUUAUUUUUCUAUUAAAUAUCAAUUAAGGAAUAUAAUGAAGAUAUAGCAAAAUUAAUUUUAUGCUAUAAGAGCGAGUUGAUAUGUUUUCUUUUGAAAGCUUCAGUUGUUUGUAUAUCGUACGAAAUAAAAGAAGUCAGAGCUA
Ochotona curzoniae (black-lipped pika) is the source of this 3466-nucleotide messenger RNA. It is a transcript of the gene DCP2, whose product is annotated as decapping mRNA 2. The transcript is spliced from 11 exons. The record is from RefSeq and is a predicted model, not a curated record. Gene Ontology annotation, molecular function: RNA binding; 5'-(N(7)-methylguanosine 5'-triphospho)-[mRNA] hydrolase activity; manganese ion binding. Gene Ontology annotation, cellular component: cytoplasm; P-body. Bases 171 to 1442 code for a protein of 423 amino acids. NCBI's taxonomy places the organism in Eukaryota, Metazoa, Chordata, Mammalia, Lagomorpha, Ochotonidae. Gene Ontology annotation, biological process: nuclear-transcribed mRNA catabolic process, nonsense-mediated decay; deadenylation-dependent decapping of nuclear-transcribed mRNA.